Colletotrichum graminicola M1.001 is the source of this 1161-nucleotide messenger RNA. RefSeq names its product glycosyl Hydrolase Family 88. Bases 1 to 1161 code for a protein of 386 amino acids. The record is from RefSeq and is a predicted model, not a curated record. Gene Ontology annotation, biological process: carbohydrate metabolic process. NCBI's taxonomy places the organism in Eukaryota, Fungi, Ascomycota, Sordariomycetes, Glomerellales, Glomerellaceae. The transcript has a single exon.
AUGCGACACCUCACGGCCGGGCUUCUCGCCCUUGGCGGCCUUGCCGCGGCGACAUCCGACUACCGCCCGUACUCGACAUGGAUGCUCGACAGCAUCAAGGCGCGGAAGCAAGGCAUCAUCUCGUCGGGCGCAGCGAGCAGCUACUUGGAGACUGGCGUUCUUUCCAUCGCCCUCGAAGCCGCCAUCGCGCAGUACCCGGAUCUCAAGGAUCAGUACGCCCCCUACCUGGAGAACGUCCUUGAAUCAGGCACACCAACCCUCACGAACGCCACCUAUGUGGCGACGCGGCCCUUGGAUCGCUUCUCGAUCGCAAAUGCCGUCACAGGAGCCUCCCAGGCGGGCGUCAUUUCAAUCUCGACUGCCGUCUCGGCAGCGACGAACGCCAUCAAUGAGUCUCUAUCGCUUCAGACACGGAACCCCGAGGGCGGGCUGUGGUACUAUGUCUACCCGCAAUGGAGCUACCUCGAUGGCAUGUUCUCGGUGCUGCCUUUCAUGGCAUCCCUGCCGCAGCCUGACUACACGGACAUCAGCUUGCAGAUAAAUCUUCUCUACGAGCACUGCUUCCAGACGAACACAUCGCUGUUAGUGCACGGGUAUGACUACUCCAAGAAGGCCGUCUGGGCAAACAAGGAAACAGGCGCGAGCCCGUACGUCUGGGGUCGCUCGCUGGGCUGGUUCGUCGCCGGACUGGUACAGACUUGGGAGUCUCUGGACUGUCUCACGUGCAAGCCCGAGGCGGAACCGGUUUGCGGGCGUCUCCGCACGGUCAUGACCCAGCUCGCCACGUCGCUGGUCAGGUACGCCGACCCGGAGACCGGGGCAUGGUGGCAGCUCACGACGUUCCCCGGGCGAAGCGGCAACUAUCUCGAAAGCUCCAGCACGGCCCUCUUCAUCUUCUCCCUGUUGAAGGGCGGGAGACUCGGCAUGCUCGCGGACGCCGAGGUCGACUUCAGGAAGGCAGCCCUGAAGGCCUACGACUACACCACGCGCAACUUCGUCGUGGACACUGGGAACGGAACCAUUGGCUACAACAAGACGGUGGCCGUCUGCAGCCUCAACUCUACGGCGUCAUACGAGUAUUACACCAACCAGCCGUUGUUGCCCAACAGCCUUUUGGGAGAGUCUGCGUUCGUUUUGGCUUCACUGGAGGUCGAGAGAUGA